Messenger RNA from Schistocerca piceifrons (Central American locust), 3910 nucleotides. RefSeq names its product midasin-like. The transcript has 20 exons. Gene Ontology annotation, biological process: ribosomal large subunit assembly; rRNA processing. Bases 26 to 3751 code for a protein of 1241 amino acids. NCBI's taxonomy places the organism in Eukaryota, Metazoa, Arthropoda, Insecta, Orthoptera, Acrididae. Gene Ontology annotation, cellular component: preribosome, large subunit precursor. Gene Ontology annotation, molecular function: ATP binding; ATP hydrolysis activity. The record is from RefSeq and is a predicted model, not a curated record.
CAGUCUAAGCGUUGGUGGAAAGUUUAUGUGGGUAGACAGCAUCCUGAUAAAGGCACUCAAGGAGGGAUGUUGGCUGCUUGCAGAUAAUGUGAACCUGUGUUCGCCAGCUGUUCUGGACCGAUUAAACGCUUUGAUGGAGCCUGGAGGAAAACUUGUAGUUGAUGAACUUGGUGUGAAUGCUGAUGGAAGGGUUGUUUCCAUUGAACCGCAUUCAAAAUUUCGUCUUAUUAUGACAAUGGAUCCACAUCAUGGAGAAAUUUCAAGGGCAAUGAGAAACCGUGGUGUGGAAAUAUUUAUACAAACAGAAGAGGAUUUUAGGAACUUAGAUGAAUUGUCAAUUCUUUUUAGAUGUGGAAUAAAAAAUUAUCACCACCAAAGUGCAUUAUUGGAUGUUCAUCAUGCUGUCUGUAGCAUGCUUGGAGUUUCAGAUAAAACACUCAACCUCUCAAGGCUAGAACAGACAGCUUCAUUACUGUGGCAUCAACUUGCACGAGGCCACAAGGCACUGACAUCUCUCCCCGCUGCAUGUUACGAUGUUUACACUCGCGCUGUGGGCAGCAGUCAGUCCCUUCGGGCCAGCAUCCAACAAGUCCUCGUGGAGAAGCUGUCGCGGUACAGGAGCUUCCUGAAACACAGCACUCGGGAAGACACUUUUCUUCCACUGUCAGUACUCGCGAGCCCUGCGCCACUGCUUACUACGAACAGCGUUUUCACUGGACUGAAGGGCUCUGCUGCUGCUGUUUUGACAGUAGCAGCAAAUGUGGAGUUGAGUAGUGAAACAAUUUCCAUGGUGACAGGUGUCGAUGUGGCACAAAAUUCCACAAGCCUUCUUGAAGACCUCGCAUUUGUUCUUUUUUCUAUGAUGUCACACAGAGAAAUGCAAUUGGCUGACAUUUGGCUACUAUACAAAGUUCAGCCCAGUGGAAAUGGAAUUCUUCAGCCUGCUUUUCAAAUGUACCAUAAACUUUCAAUCAAAUGGAGGAGAUUGAUCUGCACUGGAGUUGUGCCGAGACGGUUGGGUGUGGGCCUGCAAGAAGUCGAUAUCUGUGACUGGAAAGAACUUCCGUGGGAUGUACGAUGGUUGCCAUUUGCCCAACAACAGUGCAGUAACAUUAAUCUUAACUGGCAUGCUUACUGUGCCACAGUAAAUAGCAUACAUGUUUUAAAUUAUUUUACCUUCAUCAGUCACCAGAUGGAAAAAAGAAAAGUAAAGCCUUCUAGUCUCACACUGUUGGAUCUCUCGCAGAAGUUCACUAAAGGUGAAGUUGAUUCCGUUCAUUGCCAACAGUUGCUGCUGCAGAAACUCUACUCUUUGGUUACUGCAGUCAACAUUUGUAUUGAGCAAUUGGCAGUAAUGUGCCCAGAAAUGUUCAGUGAUGAUAACAGUUUGGCAGAAAUUAUGAAUUCUGUUACGUGGGUUGAACGUUUCACCCAACAGGGGUAUCAUCCUGUUCCCAAAGGAGGUGUCAGGCCAAGCUCUCUUGAAAUGUUGACUCUGCAUUUUUGCUGGUUGCGAAAGCAUGUCAUUCCGUUAAUUACCAAUGAUAGAUUGUGCAGAAUCAUACCACGUGCACGUGAAGUUCUGCAGAUAGCGAGAAGCCUUAAUGAAGUGUUCUUACAAGGUACAUCAGCUGUUAUCACAAUCAGUCGGCGACUGCGUGACAUUAUAGGGUAUGUUCUUCAUAUGGACUGUGAUCUUCGUGUGAAACUUAACAGGACUUGCGCGAUACUUAGCUGCUGGCAAGAGCACGAAAGAGAAGCACAGAAGCAAUUUGGUGCAGAGUGGAUUAAAGCAUUCUUAACAAAACCAUCAGGUGUAAAAACACGAGAAAAUCUUAUUGAGGCAUAUCGCAUGUUAUGGUCAGAUUGCAGUUCUGCAGAAGUUACACGUUUGUCAGAUGAUGCUAUCAGUAGCUUCUCAGCCGAAGAUGAAGAUGAAGAUGACCAUCGUACAAGUGAUGCAGCAUUUGAAGCAACUACUGUACCUUCAGAAUUGUGGCCAGUCAUGGAAGUACUGUCGCUUCGCUUGGGGAUGGCAGCUCUUGCUGUGUUGUUGCAGAACCCAGACAAAAAGUCGGAGGAGGACAGCAAGGUGGUCGAUGAAGCUGCUAAAUUUUUCUCUCGGUUGCCCAGCACCCCCCUGAAGCUCGCAGCAAUCUACCUGACAGCAAAGCACACAAAGUUACAGGAUGGAACAGUACCUGAGAUGAUCAGAUGGCAGUUAGCACACCUGGUGAAGUCCCUGGCAUGUAAUAAUACUACUGUAAAGUCUGCAGAGAGUUUAGUAGAGGUGGUGGAUUUAGAAGCAGACACCAGUAAGAUAACUUCUUGUCUGCCACAUUACUCUCUGUUGGCCUUACAUAGUUGGAGACUGGUGGAAAAGGCAUUUGGCAUUGGUGCAAAUGGAGACAUGCUGCAAAAUGUUUCACUCAGUGAUUAUAAGGAGCACUGCAUCAGACUGGAGAUGUUGCGUGCAUUUUUAUGGAAAAAUGCCAUUGCACUUGACAGCAGUUACCUUGAUAUUGUGUAUUAUGACGCUUUAGCUUGUAAAGGAACAUUCAGCUGGUUCCUAGAUGCCCUGAUACAUUCAGUGCCAAGCUCAAAUAGUCUGCUUACCAGCAGUCUUUCUAUUAGUGAAAAGAUUGAUACCGCAAGAAAGUUUCUGAGGAUUGCCGAGCCUCAUAGAAAUUAUACAAACAACCUGAAUGGAUGUCUUUCUCUUUGUGAGUCUUUUGAAGACAUAGUGCAGUUUCACGAACAAUUGCAGCAGGAACUCAGUCGCGGAAAAUCUACUGUGCAGAUCAGAAUCACUGCAAUGGCAAGCCAACUUUGGUUUGCAAUGGGCCAAUUUCAGAUGUCAAUAUUUACUCAUCUCGGUCUUGUCGAUCCUGUUAGGAAGAGGACGAUGAAGUUGUCCUAUGCCAAGGAAGAGUUGGAGUUUGUCGAACGUCUUCUCAAAGCGUUUGAGGUAACAGCAAGACUAAAGAGCCGAAACUGGGAAGUUAUUCCAGAUGCUGAGGUGCCACCCUUCAUUCGUACCUUAAGGCUUCUUAAGGCAAUGUUGAACGAAAAAUGCACGAAACUUGAACAACAAAUAUCCACCAGGCCACAGAAUGCUAAGCCUUUCACACUUCUCAGGAAGGAAAUCGAAAACUACAAGUUGAACCUUCAUGGAAAAAUGGGAGAACUUAGUAAGCAACUCUCAGCAGUCACACACAAAUUACUGCAAAAAGAGGCCCAGAAUGGUAUGACACAGGGAAUCCCAGAAAACAGAAUGUAUGACAUUUUGAGUAUAAGAAGGGAGGCAGUUGAUGUGAUUGACACGGCAUUCGGUAUGCGAGAAUCGCAGCAAGCAUUUACUGCCAGGCUUCAGAAUAUGUAUGGAGACCACUACCCAGAUCUUGUGACUCCUAUUCUGUUUGCUCUUACUCAGGUUUCAUAUGCCAUUGAAGUACAGUGCAGUGUGAUCCAUAAACUUAUUGAACCAAAUGAUGAUACUUGGAAACUGCUUUGUUAUCCUUCUAUUGGUACUGUUUAUCAAACAGUCAAUGAAAUUCUAUUGAAGUCAAGCUCAGGAAGUGACUGGAGUUUUCAGCAGUGCAUGGCUAGCUUGCAUGACCUCGGAUGUCUGAUGUCUGUUAUGGGUAACUACAAUGAUAACUGCAGGAAAGUAUGGGCACAUUUACAUAACCAUCUGAAAUAUGUUGUGUCCAUUUGGAAGAAACAGGAUGAUGAAAAAACGGUUUCGUGAGAAGGAGAAAGAAGCAUCUUUAUGUACACAAGAGUACUGUAUCAGAAGAACAACAAAAUGAAGAGGAGCUAAAUAAACUCUUUCCAGUGUGGAGCACUCAAGACUUUUCAGAAUUCCAGCCACAAAGCCUUGAACAAAGCAGGCCAGUUUCAGAUAGCG